AGCCCAUGCCCAGCUUUAGACUACAUUUCCCAGAAGGCUCUACUCCCCGCGCUGUCGUACUUUACUGGGGCGUGUCUUGGAAGAGAAGCUAGUCCGCGAGCACCGCUGGGGCAUCUCGCUCAGCUCGAGCCUCACCUGCCUCAUUGCAAGAUGAUUGGGGUCCUGCUCCUGCUCUUCCUUCCCUUUCUCCUGUACAUCGCUGCACCCCAAAUCAGGAAAAUGCUGUCCAGCGGGGUGUGUACAUCAACCGUCCAGCUUCCUGGGAAGGUAGCUGUGGUCACUGGAGCCAACACAGGCAUCGGGAAGGAGACAGCCAAAGAGCUGGCUAAAAGAGGAGCCCGUGUAUAUUUAGCUUGUCGGGAUGUGCAAAAGGGGGAAUUGGUGGCCAGAGAGAUCCAGACCAUGACAGGGAACCAGGAGGUAUUGGCGCGGAAACUGGACUUGGCUGAUACGAAAUCUAUUCGAACCUUUGCUGAGGGCUUCCUAGCAGAGGAAAAGCAUCUCCACAUUUUGAUCAACAAUGCAGGAGUGAUGAUGUGUCCCUACUCCAAGACAGCAGAUGGCUUUGAGAUGCACAUGGGAGUCAACCAUUUAGGUCACUUCCUCCUGACCCAUCUGCUGCUAGAGAAGCUGAAGGAAUCAGCCCCAUCAAGGGUAGUGAAUGUGUCUUCCUUAGCACAUCACCUGGGAAGGAUCCACUUCCAUAACCUGCAGGGUGAGAAAUUCUACAAUGCAGGUCUGGCGUACUGUCACAGCAAGUUAGCCAAUAUUCUCUUUACCAAGGAACUGGCCCGGAGACUAAAAGGCUCUGGCGUUACAGCGUACUCUGUACACCCUGGCACAGUCAACUCUGACUUGGUUCGGCACUCAUCCGUCAUGAGAUUUUUUUGGCUGCUUUUCUCCUUCUUCUUCAAGACCCCUCAGCAAGGAGCCCAGACCAGCCUCUACUGUGCCUUAACGGAAGGUCUUGAGAUUCUAAAUGGAAACCACUUCAGUGACUGCCAUGUGGCAUGGGUCUCUGCCCAGGCUCGUAAUGAGACAGUAGCAAGGCGGCUGUGGGAUGUCAGCUGUGACCUGCUAGGCAUCCCUAUGGAUUGACAGAUGAUGGCAGUUGGACUCAAGAGAAGCUUGCAGCAGACUACUCAGUAUUCCCUGCUAAAAUGAUUCUCCUUCUGGAUGGUCAAAACCUUGAGCACAAAGAAAACAAAUCUUCCAAACUUGCCUGCUUGAUGUCUGAUAAAAGCCCAGCGUACACUGCCAGAUUCAUCUAAAUGCCUUGCAUUUGUCCAGAUUUAUUUUGCUCCUGUUACUGCCAGAGUUACUAGAGAUAAUAUAGGAUGAGUAAGACCCCCAUAUGACCUCCAGGCUCCUAUUUUCUUCCUGAAACCUACUACCUAGUAGAACCGAAGCUAUGGCAGGGUUGAUUUAUGGCAAUUUGGAUUAAUUUCUAUCCUCUUUGUCCACAAUGUAGUUCCUCCCAACCAAACAACUUUCAAGGGGGCCAUACUGCAGCCUGAGAUAAACUCCAGGAGUCACAGUGGCUUGGCUCAAGAGCAGGGUUGUCCUUCAUCUCUUAAGAAAAGUCUUAUGGCACCAAUAUCUGGAUUCUUCCAGGAAACUCUUAACUGAAUCUGGAUUGUGGCAUGGCUUUAUCUCUGACAACCUAAAGCCACUGCUGUUAAGACAUUUUCUCAUGCCUAGACCAUAGAAGAGCCUCCUUUUCUAAGAAGUUGGUGGAGUUUAGGGGAUGGCAGAAAAUGGGAGGAACCAGAAAUAAAAAUCAAACUUAAGCCGACAUUCAUUUUCCUGCUAUUUCUCAAACCAGCAAGAGGGUAGUGAAAAACAGUUUAAGAAGAUAGGCCACCUGACUUCAGUUACUGACCCCAGACCCAUGGAGGCCUCCUUUUUGUGCCUUAGUUUCUCUUAGAAAAACAGGAGAAGGGAAAGGCUAUUUGGUGAUUGUCCCUGAGUAUAUCUUUGUAUGUGUUCUUGUGUAUUUAUGCAGUUGUGAGUAUUGAAAAUAGCCACAAAGGAACAGUAUUAAACUGGACCCUAGUGCAGGAAACUGAUCAGAGACAAAGCAAACCAGUGUCAUUCAGUCUUUUAUACAAAUAGGUGGAACCGCAGAGGGAAGUGAACUCUGUAUAUGCUGAUUACUACCCAUCACGAAGCAUAUGGGUAGCAGGGAAGAAGUCCAAAAAAGAGAAGAAUCCUAGAAGAUAAUUCAGGCAAUGGCAAUGAAGGGACUAGUUAAGGAUUUAAAAACUUAAGAAAAAAAAGCUAAAGAUGGUAAAAUUCAGCAAUAGAAGAAUUAAGGGUGAGCACCUGAGUUCAGACAAGAUUGGUAAGGCACUAUCUGAACAAGCACAAAUCAACCUGUCAGGAAGAACAAAACCCCAAUUCUUUACUCAGCAAAAUUUCUUAAGGACUGGUACUGGUAAUUAGUCAAUUUAAAAAUCUUUCAGGGCAUUACCUUACAUUAUCUUGACAAGAUUAAAAUGUCUACUGUAUUGGCUAGAAAUCUACAUUUUAUUUGGAGAACUUUUAUCAAAGGUAAUACUGCCAAAGGAAGUCAGGAAUUGGCAAUGUUCAUCACUUGUUUGGAGAGUAUUUUUCUGAUAGAGUUUGUGAUUUUCCUAGACUGACAAUUAUAUGUUCACUUUGGUGGGAGUUUCAAGAGUUGUAGGACCACAGUCUUAUAUUUGUAAAUAAUCUUUUUGUUGAACUUGUUUGGACAAGUAAACUAUACAGACAUGGUCAUUUUAUGAAAAAAUUGGAAAACUUUUGAUACUAGUGUAGAACUGAAUUAAUAUUUUACUUAAUUUAUACUGAAUUGUCAAUGACAAAUAAAAAUUGAUUAUUGAUUA
Messenger RNA from Camelus dromedarius (Arabian camel), 2867 nucleotides. It is a transcript of the gene RDH11, whose product is annotated as retinol dehydrogenase 11. Lineage: Eukaryota; Metazoa; Chordata; Mammalia; Artiodactyla; Camelidae. The record is from RefSeq and is a predicted model, not a curated record. Bases 151 to 1098 code for a protein of 315 amino acids. The transcript has 7 exons.